Molecule: messenger RNA, 6916 nt
Organism: Anopheles coluzzii
Lineage: Eukaryota; Metazoa; Arthropoda; Insecta; Diptera; Culicidae
Product: nephrin-like
Exons: 24
Coding region: 1010-5221 (1403 amino acids)
Molecular function (GO): protein binding
Source: RefSeq, a predicted model, not a curated record
UCCCUUCGUAUAACAGUUUUGCGUGAAGGUUCCAGCAUAAAACUCACGCUAGUGAGUCCGCAUGAGGUUGCCUCAUUUGUGAGAUCCAGUGAGGCAGCUGUCUGAGCUCAUGAGAUGAGUUGUCCCUCAACUCUUGCUGAGAGAAUCAUUGAGAGUGUGAGCAUACCCUGCCGAAGCAUCGGUACACCCGGCCCAAGGGAGCAAGGGAGUAACUCGCGGUGAAAAGCCCGAGCCCGAACCAUUUUGUUGGCCUGGACACUGGUUCGCAGGGGGGAAAGAGAACUGGUUUCUGCAGAGCCAGAGCGAUACUCUGCUCCGUGUUCCGUGGGUCGUCUACAAGGUUUUUGUUGCUGUGGUUGUUGUUGUGUUGGUUCCCUUUUCCGUUGGUCCGCGCACUUGAUGCUUACGGCUCGCUUGCCAGGGCCACGCCGGUUCGAGCCGUGUGGUGUGCGUUCGGACCUAGGCAGUGCCGCCUCGCUCUCCUCAGUAAUCGCGAGAUCCCGCAGCAGUGAACAACCAGCGUACGGGCGCGGUGCAUGUGUGUGAUCUGUUUUUGUAUUUCUGCUCUCGUUCGCGUUUACGCGCGCGCAUCCAAGCCGGUAUUUACGUCGUCAUCGUCGUCGUCUUGGUCGUCGUGGUCGUCGUUGUCGCCGCCGUUGUCAACGUCAAUAUCGUCGUCGGCGUCGUCGUUCUCGCCGUGGUCGUUGGCAUCGCUCCGUUCUGCCAUGACGAUGCCGGCAAGUAACGCAUUAAAGUGAUUGGCGAGUGAGUGUGUUUGUAGUUGCAGUGUGGUGCAUUCGGUGUCUUGCGCUUUUUUUACAUCAGAGAGAAAGCAAAUUAAAAUACAACUUACAAGCCGUGGUCGUUUAGUGAAAAUGUAGAGUGAUGUGAGUUAAAAGUUAGUUUUCUACCGGGGGAAAAACUGUUCCAUUGUGUAGUGCAAAACAGUUUUUGUUGGGUGUGGUGGGACAGUUUUUUGAUGCAUCGCGGAUUGUGGAUACAUCAGUGAAUGACCAAAAUGAUUCAACAGAAGCUGCCACGGGCUGUUUUAACGAUAUUAACAGUGGUGCCGUUGUUUCUACCGUGUAUAGCCGAGCAGCAAAAAUUCCGCCUAAUUCCGGGCGAUCUGGUCGUGGCGGAGGGUGCCGAGGCACUGUUGCGAUGCGAAAUUCACAACGCAGCCGGUUCGGUGCAGUGGACCAAGGACGGUUUUGCGUUGGGGUUUACGCAAAGCAUACCGGGAUAUCCACGGUAUUCGGUGCUCGGUGACAGUGGUCAGGGCAUCUACAAUCUGCGGAUAGUGAAUGUCACGCUCGAGGAUGACGCCGAAUACCAGUGCCAGGUGGGACCGUACAUGCACCACAAGCUGAUCCGUGCCAAGGCCAGGCUGACCGUAAUCGCUCCACCCACAUCGAUCCAAAUCCAGGGCUACAGCCAGCAUGCAAAGGUGGAAGUACGCGAGGGCGAAGAGCUGACGCUUACAUGCGUCGUUCCGAACGCGAGGCCAGCCGCACAGAUCGUCUGGUACCGGGCAAACGUGGAGUACAAAUCGAACACGAUCGAAACCAAGAGCGCAGAGACGGAAGAUCACCGGUACACGGCCACGUCCAAGCUGCAACUUCAACCGACCGCGGAAGAUGACUACAUCGACUACACGUGCCAAGCCCGACACCAGGCAAUCCCGGAAGACCGUCCAAUGCAGUCGACCGUGCAGCUUUCAGUGCUCUACCCUCCCGGUGUGCCGUACAUCGAAGGAUAUGCGCCGGGUGAAGUGAUUCGCCGUGGACAGCACGUUCAGCUGGCAUGUCGUAGCCGGGGCGGCAAUCCACCGGCCCAGCUGAUCUGGUAUAAAAACGGCAACCAGGCACGAAUGGCUUACCGGACCACGGAUCGGUUUUCGGAAAACAUCUACGCGUUUGUGGCCGAAGCGAGUGACAAUAAGGCCCGCUUGCGCUGCGAAGCGAACAAUAAAAUGGCGACGAAGAUACUCAAAGCAGAGAUUAUACUCAACGUGUUGUUUGCACCAACCCAAGUCAUCGUUUCCGGACCAUCCGAAGCACGGGUAGGCGACAGUGUGGCCUUACAGUGUCAGACAACGGCAUCGAAUCCGGCCGCAGAGAUUAAAUGGGUCGUCAAUGGGAAACAGGUGACAAACGCCUCGUCAAAGGUUGUCCCAAGUCCAGAAGGAGGAUGGGUAACGACCUCCAACAUAACGGCAACGGUGGAGGCUAGCAAACGCUCGCUGGUUGCCAUUUGCCAUGGUGUUAACAUGCAGCUGCCUGAAAACGUACAAUCCACUCACACCGUGAAUGUGCUGCUACCUCCAGGACCACCGAUUAUUUCUGGCUACACCGAAGGAUCGAUUAUUACGGUCGGAACAAGGCAAAAGAUCAUGUGCACAUCGUCUGGCGGCAAUCCACUGGCGACGCUGGUCUGGUACAAGAACGAUAAAAAGAUCAAAUCCGUAAGCAAAACGACGGACCAGUCGGUUUCGGCCGAACUGUCGAUACUGGCAAACGUAACCGACAAUCAGGCACAGUACCGGUGCGAGGCGCACAACUCAGCCACCGAGAUACCGCUCUUCGAAACGAAAGUUCUGACCGUGCACUUCGCACCGGAGACGGCCAAGAUACGGAUCGAACCGGCUGAACUGCGGCCCGGCAUCGAAGCGACGCUGAUAUGCGAUUCCAGCUCGAGCAAUCCGCCGGCAAAGCUGUCCUGGCGGCACGAGGGCACCGUACUGGAAGGUACGAACAACUCCUCCAAAGCUGGACUGUGGGGCGGGACCGUGUCUUCGCUUGAGCUGAAGCUGAACAUCACGCAGGAUAUGGACGGCCACGUAUACACCUGCCAGAGCACGAAUGAGAUGUUGCAGCGUAGCAUCAACGUGGCUGUCAAUUUGCCAGUGCUGUAUGAGCCCCGGUUCCAAACGCCAGCCGAAACCGUUGUCCACGGUGUGGCGGGAGAGCCACUGACCGUUGCCCUGGUCGCGACCGGCAAUCCGUCGUCCAUCGCGUACACCUGGACCAAGAACGGCCAAACGAUAGCAUCGACCGGUAGUAGUGGUGAACCGAGAAUCGUCUCCGAGGGACCGAUCCUUAACAUUACCAAGCUCGAGCGCACAGAUGCCGGCGUGUACACGUGCGAAGCCGUCAACUCCCAAGGGUCGGCGAUGAUUAAUAUCACCCUGCAAGUCAAGUAUGCUGCAACGAUAAAAGCCAUUUCGGAGCACGUUACCGUCGAUCCGGGCGAGGAUGCAAUACUAAACUGCACCGUAGACGGAAACCCAUUAACGCCGGACCAUAUUCGCUGGGAGCGGGAUGGGUACGAUCUGCGAGCGAAAACCACCACCGGCUACGCAAACGGAACCGGCACGCUGGUGGUGAAGGACGCCCAAAGGGAGGAUGUGGGCAAUUUCCGGUGCAUCGCUGAUAAUCGUGUCGCAGCCGCGGACAGUCGCAAUGUGCUAUUGAUUGUCAAAUUUGCACCCGAGAUAGACAAAUCGCCCGCAAUGCUACGUGCCGCGUCCGGUCCGGGCGACCAAGCGCGCCUUCCCUGCCGGGCCAAGGCAGCACCCGCGCCCAUCUUCCACUGGAUCCGUACCGGGCAGGAGCUGCCGAUCAACCAGUCCUCCAAAUACUACACCCUACACCGUCAGCUCGAUCCCCUAACGCACGAAUCCAUCCUUGUAAUCGAGCGCAUCUCCUCGCGCGACUAUGGCGAUUACGAGUGCCGUGCUAAAAACGAACUCGGAAGUGGAUCCGGUACCGGUCGACUGGACGUACGGUCUGCGCCCGAUUCGCCCGCCACGCUGACGGUGCUAAAUGUAACGCAUGACAGCGUUACGCUCGGCUGGGAGCCCGGCUUCGAUGGUGGACAUCGUGCGAGCUACCGGAUACGGUACCGGGAAGCAACGUCCGAACGGUACCGGUACGAGGAUGGUCCCCCGAACGCACACCAGCUUACCGUGGCCGGGUUGCGUAGCAACACGCUCUACCUGUUCUCGAUCAUGGCGGCGAACGUACUCGGCGAGAGCCGUUACUUGCCCGAUCUGACCCGGGCCCAAACCAAAGAGCGACAGCCGCAGCCACCGAUGGAAUCGUCCUCCUUCCUGGCGCCAUCGUCUCCAGCUGGACCGUCCACCUUGCUGCUGCUUGGAAUUGGGGUCGCGGCCGGUAUAGCCCUGGUGCUGCUCAAUAUCCUUCUUAUCGGAUUCUGUCUCUACCGGCGCAGUCUACCCGGCAGCUCCAGUUCGCGUCGUGCGCGGCACGAUCACAAAUACACCGGCGCGCUGUACAACAGCGGUGACUCAUCCAACCCAAACAGCAAAUCGGCAACGAUUGAGAUGUAUGCGCCCAGCUCGUACAACGAUACAGUGACGGGCGAGACACUGUCCAGCGUUUCGGAAAAGAGCGACGCGUACUCGAACGACGGUAGUCAGCCUGAUUUUAUGGAUGAAACUAGAAAACGUGCUGUUUCUACGUAUCUAAUCGAUGGAGGAGAGAUGCAACCACCGAGGUACCAGCAGGAGGGCAACCUACCUCACUACGCAAGCAAUACCGGCACUGAGAACGGAUAUGAUCAAUCCGGGCCCACCGAUCAACUGAAAAACUCAACUAUGGACGGCUCCUACUAUCACAUGAACAACGACCGUUUCUAUCCACCGAUGGAUUAUCCGGGCGUCGAGUUUCCCACACCUCCACUACCCAUUUUACCUUCCGUUGGACCAACGGAAAGCUCUUCCGAAACAUUACGACGGGUAGCGCGAACGAUGGUUCCACCGCCUGAUGUAACGCACCACACACACCACAGAACUGGCGGCCAACAGCACGAUUCCAGUAGUCUUUCCGCGACGUUGCCCUUCGGUUCACUCAAUGCCAGCAUUUCACAAGCCGUCCAAUCGACCCCCAAACAACCGCAAGGUAUCCUGAAGGAUCCAAAACGGAGCAACAGUUCCGCUAGCGGAAGUCACACCUAUUCAAGCCUGCCGCUUCAGCAGCAGCAGCAGCUGUACAGUAUACACAAUCCCUCACCGAUCCCGUCGGAUCAGUAUGUGGCUGGACCGAGCGGGUAUGGGUUGAUGAUGGACCCACAAGGUCACGUUGGCACCAGUGCGGGGAGUAUUUUGCUGAUGGGAGCGUAUGAUCCGCCAGCUAGUUCCAGUCUAGCGUCAUACAACGUUUCUGUCGGGUACACCGAUUCGGACGGACAUCUGGUUUAGCGUUGAUAGGGUUUGUACGAAUCAGAGGGCCAAAAUCAAUUAUUAAUGGGUUAUAUUUUGAGGAAUGACACGACACUUAAUUGAUUAGUGUAUAGCUACCCUUCAGUUGUAUUUUACAAGGCAAAAAUUAAUAUUUUACGUAGGUUGCGUAAAUUUAAUGAUACUUUAAUAAUACUUUGUUAGUAAGGUACAUGAUUUUUUACUCAUGAUCGAAGAAAUAACAUGUUUAGAAUACGCCUUGACACAUCGUAAAAUAGCGAUGCACUGUGAAGUGUGAAGCCAAAAUCGAUUACAUUCGAAGAUGUCCAUGCAAAUGCUCGUAUAAAUACCAUCUAUUUUACGGCGAGUAUUUUCACGCAAUACAUGGGCGUAUGUCAUCGCACUAUACAAGUUGACCGAAGAUCGCACCCAAAUUGAUGUGAAAUAUUGCAGUGACUUUGCUAUUUGGCUACUUUUUCACGCUUCAAAGCGUGAAUUUGUCUCGGUACGACUAAGCGCACGGAUACAAAAAAUCACAAACCAUAUAGUGACAUAUAGUAAUAGUUUUUAAAAACUGUUUCACGAUAAUUUACGAUAACGAAACAUUAUUUAAGGGAAUGAUUUUAUUUUUGUUUGCCAAUUUUUAAACAAGUUCACAGAAACUACCAAAGUUAAUAAUGAAAUAAGAGGUAAAGAUACACGUUGUCAAUUAAUCAUUCAUAAGAACUCAAACCUUAAACUAAUAAGAAUGAAGUCAUAUUCUUUAUUUACUUAUUUUUCUUCAAUUCUAAAAAUUCUGAUCGACAAUAAUGAAACAUUAAACAAUUGAAAUUAAAUUUCACUCAUUAUUUUAGAAUCGCUUCUUUGGUUUUUCUUUACAAAGGUUACCUCACACACUUUAUUAUUGUAUCGUUAAGUUUAAAUAUUUUUUUAUUUAUCAUGAACGUGACAAAUUUUGUAUUUUGUUGGCAAAGUUACUGUAAAUACGUCAAACGAUACGAGCAUUGAUAGCAUUUUAAGAACAACUGUUAGCCAAAGAAGUCGAUGCCGAUGCCGGUAAAGUUAACACGUCAGGAAAACAUCGAACCAAUAAUAUUCGAUUUUUUUUUUUUUGAAAAUCUUGAAACAUUUUGGCUUUGAAGCAAAAAAAAAUUGCGACCCAUUGAGCAGGUUCAAGAAAGCCAAAUAAACUGCCAAUGGUUUCUUGAGAGAUGAAUACACCAAUUCUUCUUUCUUACAUUUUUUUAUAGCAACAUAAAACAACAUAGAAGUGGGCUGUCUACCACUUUCGAUUGAUUUUCAUACCAAUGCAAACCAGCACAAAUACUUUCUUGGAAAGAUUCUUGUGACUGAGGCAUGGGCAAACAGUUUACCAGAGUGCUAAACAUUUCAUCACUUUGUGCAGAUGUGCAAUAGACCACAGUUAGCCAAACUAUCAUCACAGGUCAAAACAGACACAAAAAAACGCAUGCGAAACAACUUACCGAACGUGUACAUCCAACGAGUAGAUAGAACAAAGUAGUGUAAACAAUCAUUUUAAUAUAAACUUUAUCAUAGAUAGUUUCAGCAGACAAUGUAAACAAACAACAAAUUAAGAAGAAUGAGAAUAAGACGUGAGAUAAUACAGUGAAAUGAAGAUCAAAGCAUUGACACGGGUUUGUUCUUCAUUUGAGUAUUUGUAUGACUUUAGAAGAAAAAAUAAAGAUCAACUGCUAU